AUGGAUUUUUUGUUUGCUUCUUUGCACUAACAUAGUAAUAAAUUUAGACUAAGGUAUCAUUCCUGUCUUAAGCAAUAUAAUAGAUUGAAGAUUCUCUUGAAUCAACUUCAGAGUAAUUAGGCUAUUUAGGGUCAUAAGUUUAUGGAGGUGUAACUCUAGUUUUUUUAUUUGGAGGAAAGUUGUUCCUCCAUUUUAAUUUAAAGAUGAUAAUUGUGCUACGUUAUUUUGGAAUGAUUUCAUCCUUAACUUUAUUUCCCUUGAAUUAUGGAUCAAUUUUACAUAUUUAGAUUUCUUACAGUUUGUUCGAAACUGGUUAUAGUUGAUAAAAAUAUAAAAUAGAGUGAUAUUAUAAUUCGAUACUGCAUUUUAAAUAUUUUAGGCAUCUAUGAUGAUUAUUUUCCUAUUUGGUUUGAUAAUUUUGGAGAUGAAUAUAAAACUAUUUUUUAGAUAAAUAUUCUACAAGGUGUAAUUCCACUUGGCAUAUUUGUUGGAAGUUCUUUAUCAAGUUUAUGGCAUAAAAAUUAGUGUUACAAUGUUUUUAAUUAUUGUUAACAAUAAAGACUUUGAGAUUGAAAAAUAUUCUAAAAAUAAAAUUGAAAGUAAAUCAGUAUAUGAUUUAAAAAAAAAUGAAUCAAUUGUUAGCAUAGAAUCCAAAAAAGACUUAUUAGUUUUUAAUUUUGAAUGGCAGAUUAUAUUGAUAAAUGAGAUGCAUUGA
This is a messenger RNA of Paramecium sonneborni, 715 nucleotides long. The record is from the annotation of a GenBank genome assembly. Lineage: Eukaryota; Ciliophora; Oligohymenophorea; Peniculida; Parameciidae.